AUGAGGGCACCACAAAGCGACGACUACAUCCAGCUCGUUAGCGAUACGAUAGACGAAAAGGCAGAUGCACUCAACGAACUGGGCCAAUAUCUGUGGGAGAACCCGGAGCUUGCCUUCAAGGAGAAGAAAGCCCAUGACUACAUCACCCAAUAUUUGGAGUCCGAAGGUUUUUCCGUGACGAAGAACUAUAUCCUGGACACCGCAUUUAGGGCCGAGCACGGAGAUGGAGGGCCACUCGUCAUUAUUAUGUGUGAGUACGACGCACUUCCGGAGAUCGGGCAUGCUUGCGGCCAUAACCUCAUCGCUGAGUGCGCUGUAGCAACCGGAAUCGCUGUAAAAAAAGCGCUUGAAAGUGACUCUUCCCUCUCUGGAAAGGUUGUAGUGCUUGGCACUCCAGGAGAAGAAGGAGGCCAAGGAAAGGUUUACCUUCUUCGAGACGGAGCCUUCGAAGGUGCGGACGUCGCUUUAAUGGCGCAUCCGUUCGACAAAAAUAUUUCACAUCCUGUUACCAGUGCUCUGGCUCAGCUUCACGUGAAGUACGACGGCAAACCCGCCCACGCGGGGGGUGCCCCUUGGGAUGGAAUCAAUGCCUUGGACGCCGCCGUGGGAGCCUACGUCAACGUAUCCAUGUUGAGACAGCAGAUGAAGACCGAUUAUAGGGCCACAGGAAUUGUCAAGGAAGGUGGAACAGCCGCUAAUGUUAUACCCGAACACACGGAGAUGGAGUUCACUCUUAGAGCCCAGGAUAGGAAGAAUGUGCUCAUAUUGAAGGAAAAGCUGGAGAAUUGUUUCAAAGCUGCUGCGACAGCCACCGGUUGCUCUGUUGAAAUCAAAGAUGGCGGCCCCUUGGUAGACAACCUGAUUAGUAGCGAGCCCAUGAGCAAAGUCUUCGAAGCUUUUGCGAGAGCAGUCGGUUUCCCCCCAGUGAGCGGGGUAGACGAGAACACUGGAUCAACUGACGCCGGAAAUGUGUCCCACGUCCUCCCGACGCUCCACCCGUAUUUCAAACUAAAUGCGACAGGUUUCAAUCACACCGCAGAGUUCACAAAGGCAACAAACACACCAGAUUCAUUCGCCUUAACCUUGAAAACGGCCAAGGCGCUCGCUCUGACGGCUCUGGAAGUGAUGCGGGAUCCUGAGUUCCUGAAGGAAAUCAAAAAACAAUUUGAGAUCGACACGGCCGACGACAUGGUCGUGGCAAGAUCUAGGCUGUAAAGGUCAC
Molecule: messenger RNA, 1222 nt
Organism: Ixodes scapularis (black-legged tick)
Lineage: Eukaryota; Metazoa; Arthropoda; Arachnida; Ixodida; Ixodidae
Product: peptidase M20 domain-containing protein 2
Exons: 7
Coding region: 1-1215 (404 amino acids)
Molecular function (GO): dipeptidase activity
Source: RefSeq, a predicted model, not a curated record